Molecule: messenger RNA, 7325 nt
Organism: Rhagoletis zephyria (snowberry fruit fly)
Lineage: Eukaryota; Metazoa; Arthropoda; Insecta; Diptera; Tephritidae
Product: protein FAM13A
Source: RefSeq, a predicted model, not a curated record
GUGAGUCAAGUACAGCCGUGUGUAGCAUAGAAGUCGAAUAACUGCCGUAAGCACGAACAGCACUAAAAUAAACAAAAACGCAAAUUUCAUUCAUACAAGCAAAAGUUUGCUUCAAUUUGUUGCUACAUGCAACUGCAGAAAUAACAACCAACAUACACGUUUGUCAGCAAGUGUCUUUGUGUGCAUUAGAAACAACUCGGUGCAACCGCUGCACUCACUGCGCCAAGUCUGCCAGUCAGCCGCCCGUUCUUCAACGUUAGCCGAGCACUUUUACCGAAAACCACAUGCAUACAUAGAUAUCCAACAACCUUCACCAGCCACCAUCGGCUGGAAUAGCAACAGACACAGCAGCAGCAGCAGCACCGGUUGCGGUUUAUUUCGCAAUUCGCAAUUCGCAAUUCACUCUCAGUCGAUAUUGGUCGCUUGUAUGGCGCAGUUAGUUGGAUUCUUACUCUUCUUCACUCUGCUGGCUAAACUGCAGUCGUCGUCCGAGUGGAAAAGUGUAAAGUGCGAAAUUUUAAAUGGGCCAAGCACACUAAAGCAUACGACGUACUAAUUUACAUAUUUGGGUUUUGCAUGCAUGCGUGAGUGCGUACCAGCGUGAAGACUAAAGUACAGCGAUCAGAAGCAACCAACAUUGCAUAAUUACAACAAUAAAUAAACUGAAAAGUUUCGAUAUCAUAAAAAAUAUCCGAUCGAAAAUCAACGAAAAGGCAGCUUUUCAAUGAAAUCAGCUACAUAUGAACUAACAUAUUUAGCGAUUAAGCAAAUUUUUCUGAUUGAAUAAUAUUCUGGAACUGAGCAUAGUCGCCUGAAAGCUUAAUUAUAACAAGCACCUUAUCACAAAAAACGCUGUGCCAUAAAGCCGGCAACUCGAAUAUUCCUAUCUUCAUACAAACUUACAUUUGGGACUAUCGACGCAACUUCUGCGUUUGCAUUAUUACCGUACAACACACCCAUAAAAUUGGCCAAUCAGCAUUAACCAUAGCAACAUAAAUAAAGAGCGAGAGAGAGCGUACGUGGUUGAGAGCCAUAUGAAUUAAAACGAAUUCCUUAUUUUCUGAGUACACCGCAAGUAGAAGUAUCUGCGCUUAAAAACUCAUCAAAAAACUACUUAAAAAUUCUCAAAUAAAAAUCUUAUCGACGCGAAAAUCGAAUAAAAUAGAAAAGUCGCAAAAAAUAACUUCAAAAGUGCCACAAGCGGGCACCUAAAAACUUUCGUCAACUGAGGCAACCUCUUCUUAUCGUCAAUUAACGAUUCUCUACAGGCGUCGAGUUGUGUGUGUAAAAGCCAAAAUUUAAACAUUUACUAUGUGUAAAAAUAACUGUUGUAAAGUAGCGUAAAUACACGCCACCAAAGAGGAGUCACCCACACACACACACACCCACACCGCACACAACAAACCCCCCAUGCUAAGAUAUCGGCUGGUGUCGACACAUUUCCUCAAACAGCCGUAGAUUGUGUACCGCCGCCAAGCCAGCUAAGCAGAGACGAGUCUAGCCGAGUCGCGUCAGCGAGCGCGAAACGAGUGCAACACGAAAAGAACACCAACAACAAAUACAUUACGAGCAACAUAUAUACAAAUACAAACACUAAUACAUCCCCACUUACACACACACACACAGCGACAUAAACUACGUAGACUAGUACGCCAGGUGCCAAAAGUGCGUGUGCGUGUCAAGCGCCCGUUCAGAGAGGAGACGAGAGAGAGAGAGAGAGAGCACGCAAGCAAGGGCGUGGGGAAGCAAGUCAAAGCAGGAAGGCCAACAAGGAGAUUGUGUGAGAGGAGAGUGCCAUAAAAGGCACGCGUGCGUUCGCGCUGAGCUAAAGAAAGAGAGAUAGAGAGAGAGAGGAAGAAAAAAGAAUACUUACAGCAGCAAGCCAAUUAGUAGGCACAACGCCUGAAAGCCUAAAAGCUUACUACAUAUUUAGUAGUGCAGUUAAAGAAACAAAACAUUGCGGGCGGCGUUAGGUUUGCAAUAUUUCUGUGGAAAUUCGCCAGCUGCGUUUGUGAUCGCCAGCAGCGGUUUUGUAUUGCAUUUGUCGAAUUGUAUUACCGGAUAAUCCGACUAGCAGCCGUUUGGCAAGCCGACAGCCUUUUCGAUUGUGUCACCGCCCCUCAGUGUAAGUUUGUCCGCCGUUCAAUCAAUAAAACGCCACAUCGUUAGCCUCAAGCUAGACAUUUUGGUUUAAAGCAUUUAGCCGGCAACAACCGCAAAGAAUUUGGUAGCGGAAAGUGGAUUAAUAGCGGAAAACGCCUAAAAUAAAUCCAGUGUAAGGAUUUGAAUGCGAAGUGAUUAGCUAUCGAUUGUUUAAUUGAGCGAUUAUCAUAAAGACAAUCUGGCUCGCACUACUUCCGUGUUAACGCAGUAAUUUUCUGGCGAUCCUACUUUCAAUCGCCAGUAGCAGCAGCAGCAGCUGUAGUCGCACUCUUAUUUGGUGGCUAGAUUCUUUUAGAGGUUACACACAGGGCUGUGGUGACUUCUUCUCAACUGGCUCUGUAACUUUUGCCACAACGUAUUCGCUAAAAGUUUUCCGUUUAUUCGGUACGAACGACAACAAUUUGAGCAGCGAAAAUGUGCAGAGAUCGCGAUAUGAUUUUGCCAUAGAUCAACAGAAUCGCCAAUACAAAGUGAAGAAAAAAAUUAAGCUCAAGUAAACAGUGUGCUGAUGUACGAGUGCAAGAAAGUGAACAAAAAACGGGAGUGAAAGAAAAAGACGCCGAGGGCUUUAAGCAGAUAGCAAAGAUACUGCCACUGAGUUCAAUUCUUACGCGUUAUGGCUCAGAUUGCUGACAGAUUUGCAGAUGUGAAGAGUAUGUGAUAACGAUAGUGCACAAGUGAAAGCCGAUAAAUACCGUACUCAAAAAAGAAGAAAACAAGCGCUACUUAAGAAAGUUUGAGGCAUUAAAACGCUUUACGAAAGAGCUACUAAGUUAACCGAAAAAUUUUGAAGUAGACUUUCUUUUCUACCGCUUACUACCGCUAUCGAUAAGUCGAUAAAAUACACUUAUCUCUUACUACACAUAUCGUAAGCUAAAGGAUACGCUCGCAAUCUAUGUCUAAACAAUUUUUCGUAGUGUAACGGUUAACUCGAGUUUUGUCGUGCGCGUACACACACAUUUAGCAAUGUGACUGUUAAGCGUCGAUGUUUGUUUCACUAAGUGCUAAAUUCUUUGGCCGGCAAUCGAUUUAUUGUUCGACCGGUAUAAGCUGCGUGCGUAUUUUGCCAAUAUCAGCAACAAAGGCGUGUUAUUCUGCGCGUGGGAUAGUGAAGAAGAGUUGAAGCGUGCAUGAAAACUGUGUGCAGGACUUUUUAAGGGCGAGACGAAAAACCAAACGACAAAAAAAAAUUAAUAUAGGAAUAAUCAAACGCUUUAUGCGUUAUUUAGUUUGAGUGUUUUGUGUGAAAAAAAAAUAAAAAAUAAAAUAGUACUAUAAUUGCACCCAAUAAUUGCAUACAACAAAUUCGUUUGCUGGUGUCAAGCGGAUAACUGUAAACGUGCAAGGAUUUCAAGAAAAAGCGGCAAGAUUGAAGACUUUGCGAGGAACUUUUGGAAGUCUAUUAAGGCUUGUGUUUGCGGCAUGCGCCAUCCUACCACAGGACUUAGCGAAGACGACCUCAGUCGUCUCACUGGUUCAUCCUCAUCGACAGCAUCUUGCGACAGCAAUUCAUCAUCCUCCUCUUCGUCAUCAUCGUCUUCUUCUUCGUCAGCGGCGAAUACGCCCGCCCAUAAGGAGGGCGUUGACGAGUGCGCUCAUCACACACUCGCCACGCUCACUAGUCCUGAUAAAGCGACCAAUAAUACAUUAGCCCUGGUCGCUAGCACACUUAAGCAAAAUAAUAACAAUAAUAAUAUCAUCAACAUUAGCCACAAUAAUAAUAACAACAACAACGGCACGCACUCGAACACAACAUCAUCACGCUUUAGUUCUACAUAUCUACCCGAACUGAUUAAUCCAUUGGAAUGGCAAAAAUCACGUAAGCGCAAAGAGCGCCUAGACAGCACCUCAUCUGUGACGCAAGAUCGCAAAUUGCAACGCUCUAACAGUGAGGAGCUCCUAACGCAAGAACAGCAAGCGCCUUCUGCUGGCAGCGCAGAUGCUCUGAACGCCGGCAGUAAUGCUUUGAAAGCGAUAAAGAGCGCAGAGGUGAUUAGACGCGUCUCAUCGGAGGAUUUCAAGAAGACCGCCUCCUAUGCAAUAUAUGAACAAGAAUUGCGUGAAGCAGCUGAAUGCCGCGCUGCCGACUUAAAACAGAGCCAACUGCAGCAACAACACCAACAGCGCGCCGCCAAUGAGAAUGACGGUGCGUUGGCCAAUCGUCAGCGUCAUCAGCAGCAACAAAACAAUCAACAAACGCAACAGCAGUCAGCAGAGGAGUCAACGGCCGCGCCUGUCUAUCGCGACUCGUGGAUAACCGGCCCCACCAAAGACAUGACGCGUCGCUCACGCUACGAAACUAGCCCGGCGCGCUCGCAGCGUUUUUCGCCCAUACGCAGCAAUGGCGCUGCUAAUGGCAAUGGAAGGCAUCGUGACAGCGACGAUAGCGAAUGCGAGCAUGAGCGGCGCCGCAGCAGUGAGCGUUCGUGCAAAUCACGACUGCCACCCGGUCGCAAGGUGGGCGUUGUAAAGAAGAGCAGCGGUAACGCUGCGGCAAGUAGCGCCGCAAAAUAUUUGGCCUCUUCCAAGCGCGGCGACGAAAACUCAGCUUACAAAUACGACUUGUCUACGCUCAAGUAUGAGCGACGCGGUUUCAUUAGCAAGAAAGGCACAGCAGCUAAUGCUGGCAACAGCAGCAGCAGCAGUGCCAAUGGCAACGAGAAAACGGCCAGUGAUCACAAUGACAAUAAUCUAAUCGACUUCCAUCAGCAGCCACACAAACAUACCCCACCAACGGCGCAACCACAAAUGCAGCCGCCUGCAUCGACGCAAUUGCAGCUUAAAAGCGUGAAUGGCAUCGCAACGUCAACGGCAGUCAAAGAGGACAAGCCGAACGUAGCAGCAGUUGCAGCGCCGCAGAGCGUCAAGCAUUCGAAUGCCAUUAGCAGCGCCUGCAGCAGUGUGCCGCUAACCGCCGCGCAAGAGGCUUUGCCUUGGGGCCGCAGCGUACCCGAAGAUGCCACACCGAUGCUAAGUCGACGCUAUGCGCCCGCGCGCCAUCACCCCAUCGACCAUCUCGACACGGCCGCCAAGCUCUCAAAAGUUAUGCCCUAUCCACAGCAGUUCCACAAACAAUCGGCAGUGCAGCGUUUCGACGACGAUAUGGAUUGUAUGGAAUCGCUCAGCACUUUCCGUGCCUUUACCUCGCGCGAUGUCAUGGAGCAAGUCAUACCCGCCAUGAUGUCCUUUCAAUCACCCGAAGAGCGACUCAAGCAGGUCAACAAGCGAUUGACGGCGUUAAAGAAGAAGCUGGUGCAACUAGAAGAGGCUUACGAAAUGCGCGUUGGCUAUCGUCCCUCACAGGCAGAACGCAUGAACGACAAAUAUAUGAAGAAUAUACUGGCAGAGUUAACUAAGUUGCGCAAAGAGCGACAGGAGUUGAAGGCCGAUCCGAUGAGCGCGUUGGGCAUGAAAGUCAGCGGCGGCAUGGAUUCGUCUAUGAAGUUGGAGAAGAUGAAGGCUACGCUGCAGGAAAUUGAACAGAGCCUCUCCGACAAGCGUGAGGAUACCAAUCGCUCCGAGUCGCUUGACGAACUCAACGCCGAUCAGCUGGUGCAGGAGAAGAGUGCCGUACAGCAUGGUCUACUCUACUUUGAAUCGCUCUAUGGCCGUCCUUCUACCAAGGAUGAACGCGAUGCGGCACGACCCCUCUACGAUCGCUACCGCCAGCUCAAGCGUAUGGUGUUGCGCAGUGUAAUGCAAUCGGGCAGUGCCAUCGCCGGCGCACCUGAAUUGCCAACCAUACUAGAAAAUGAGGCAAUGGUCUUCGAAUUCACACCACACCAACUGUCUUCGGCCAAUAGCACUGAAUCGAAUACGCCCAGCGAUACAGCGACGGCGCCAAAUGCAUCAUCCGAUGACUCGACCACCACCACAACUGGUGUCACAGCUGAUGCAACGGCAACAACGGCACAGGCCACACACACGACGUCAGCUAGCGCCAGCGAAAAUAUUAGCGCGCUAAAUCUCGAACAAUUGUGGGAACAUUUGGAGAAGACACGCGAAGAGAAGAGGCUACUCAAGCGUACCAUACGCGAGUAUGAGACUAUUUUUGAGGAGCAAAACGGCCGUAAGAUGCUGAAGAAUGAUCGAAAGACCAUCGAAGAGACAUAUGCGCAGUACAAGGAGAAAAAGGCGAAGACACGUUUGUUGCAGGAACUUAUCAAGAAGCAGAAGCGCACGGUCGCCUAAGUGGAAUGUUGGAGAUGGAGGUGAAUGGUGGGACAAAAAGCGCUUUGGCGAGAGCUGCGUUGGUUAUCAACAAUAUUUGUAAUUGGAACGGCUGCUGGCGCGUGAAGAAAAGCUCAGUAGUAUUUUUUGUUUUUGCAUUUGUGGCGGCGACAAAUAGUUUGUUAGCAAUAUGCUUUUGAGUAAGAAAGUGUGCUACAACAACUGCAAGCUUUGGUAGUUGUGGAUGGUAAAGCACGCAAGCUUUUCUACAGCACACAAAUGCAAGCGAAUGCAACAGCGGUGCAGUGUUGCAUAAAACGAGACAGAAAUUGUUAUACUUUUUUUUUUUUUUGGAGAAAACCAUACAAGUCUCCUUGCAUACAUACAUACAUAUGUAUGUAUGUUAAAAAGCAGCAUUAUUUGAGCUACUUAUGUACUAUACCAUUUUUUUUUUAAUAAAAUUAGUAUGCACUUCAUUAAAAAAUAGCUUGUUGUGACCAAAAUUAUUUUUAGUAUGUAGAAUUCAUUGUUAUACUUAUUUUAUGCACUCACAUCUUUAACAAAACAAUUUUUAUAUUUAUUUUUGCAUCCCAUUUAUUAAAUAUUAUUACAUAUACACCAAAUACGAUUGUAUAAUGCGAUUAACUAAUUAAUGUAACGCAUAGCCAUCAAACAGUUAUUUAGUUAUUUAAGCUCUUGACAACUGUGUUAAUUUUUAUAAAAUUCACAAAAGCUAUUAAAUCUUAAAUGUUAAGUGGUGAAGCGCAAAACGAAGCUAAACUAUGUAUGUAGAGCGAAAAAUGAAAAUGUUGUAAAAUGCAUGAAAAACAUAUUGAAAGGGAUAUGAGAAUAAAAAUCAAAUAUUGUAAAAGAAGUGGGCGCAUAUAUGUAUUAGAAAUUGAAAAUAUGCAUUGCUUUUACUACAAAAGAAUAACGCCUUUUAUGUAAAACAGGAAUGCGUCUAAUAAAGGAACAAAAUCAGCACAGAAAAA